Molecule: messenger RNA, 22872 nt
Organism: Pelobates cultripes (western spadefoot toad)
Lineage: Eukaryota; Metazoa; Chordata; Amphibia; Anura; Pelobatidae
Source: the annotation of a GenBank genome assembly
CGGAGUCUGGUGCUGGGGCGCGCUCCGGCAGUACACCCAGCGGAGGUUUCACAGGGCAGGGGGGCGCGCGCGGGCCGGAGGUACACGGAGCAGAGGGCUCGCGCAGUGUGACGGCGGAUCUCAGUGCUGGCCUCGCUCUAGCUCGCCGCACGCACCCACUGCCGCCGGAGAGCGGAGCGCGUCUCUACUACUACUACUACUACUACUACUACCACCUGCAGGCUGAGCAGGACAGCUUGCCUUUCACACACACAGGACUCCCCGCUGGCCGUGCCCCGCUCCCACAUCCCUCCAUGCUGACCGUGAAGAAGAUAGAGAGCGGCGGGGGGGCUGAAAAUGGCACCGAGCCCCUACCCCCGGCCUCCUCCUCGUCUUCCUCAUCAUCAUCAUCUUCCUCCUCAUCCUCCGGGAUCAUGGCCUCGCCGGACACCGGGGCCGCCCUGGAGAGGACCCCACGGAAGAAAGAGAGGGCUUCCCCGGGGGCCGAGCACGGGCCGUCCACAGGGCCGAGCAUCAUGGCGGGGGCGGAUGGGGGGCAACCGGAGACCCCCGAGGGCCGGAGGACCAGCAGGAGAAAGAGAGCCAAGGUAACUAGCACGGGCACCCCGGGGGAGGGAGGGAGGGGGGAGAGAGAGGAUUGCUGUAUACUAAGAAUUGUAUUAUUGCUGUAUACUAUAAUCUGCACACGAUGCUUUGUAGCAUUGACUGCUUUCUGUAUACUCUGUGCAGUGCACACAGCCUGGCUAUAGAGGGGGCCACACGCCUGCUGUGUACAUAUCGCUGAGCACGUAGCCUCUAUACAAAGGAUGUACGUGCUGUAUACUCGGUGCAGUGCCCAUGAUAAUCCUGUACAGACUCGCAUGCUGUAUAUACACAGUGCUGUGUACACUGAGCGUUCCAUGCCUGCGGAUUCCUAUAUCCCAGCAUGUGAACCUCCAAUAAAAAAAGGCUUUUUAAUGCCUGUGCUAUAACCAGUGCUGUGCCAACAUGGGGAUUACCAAAUAUGAAAUUCCUCAUGCAUUUUGUGUUGGCGAGUAUACAUAGGAUUACAAGCUUUUUUUAUUUUUUAUUAGUGUAUAUGUCGCUUUGUCUGAAGUAUAACCAGGGCUGUGCAAAUCAGAGACGUGUACACUGUACAAUACCCAGCCGUGUGUAUUCAGCAUAGUUUAUCCCAAUCUGUAUACUGUUCAUUUAGAGUACUGUGAUUGCAGUAUAAGAUUAAACAUUGUGUUGUGUUCCUAUGCAAUCCUAACUGGAAACUGAUCAUUGUACUGUGAUCAAAAAUAUUUAGUAUAUUUGUGUCUAUGUAGUACACAUUUUAUUUCCUUUUCAUUCAUUGUAUGGCUGUGGACAGCACUGAACAUAUUGGUGAUUAAACAUUCAUUUUUAGAAUAUAUAUUAUUUUUUUUCCUUGUGCACGUCUUGCAUGUGUGUAGUGCCACCUUUUGUGUAUAGGGAUAGAUUCAGUAACAUGCUCAGUACUUGGUAUUCUAACUGCAUACCAACCUGUGUGAGCUUUUUGGUUUUCCUUCUAAAGCACUACUUCUAUAUUGAAGUGUUUGUAUUGCUUGUUAUAAUUUGUAUCUGUGCUAUGUUGUGUAUUUUGAGACUAAACCUCUCCUAUAUAUGUCCUGUAUAGUUGAUCUCCGGUGGUCAACUUUUAGUUGACUUUUUUUUUUUUUUUUUAAUUCUUGAUGGGGGAUCUGUUAUCCCACACUGUGAUGCUUAUGGGUUUUUUUGUUUUGUUUUAAUAGUGACAGACUGAACUAGUUGCACUAAGUCCUGUUGUGUUAAAUGGAAACACUGGUAUUAUUGUAGCAUGGAUAAUUGGCUGCUGAUUGCCUGUACCCCAUAUCUAGUGUCAGAAACAACCUUAGUCUUGAUACAUUUCCUCAAUGAAACAUCUUGGGCCAUGUCCAUUGUCCCUAAAUAAUUUUUAUUUUAUACUAACUUUUGUGAAAUACCAGCAGUAUGGCAAGCUGAACUGGUCUACAAAACAACUUUUUUUUUUUUUUUCAGUGGGUGAGUUGUGUUUUGAGUACACACUGGAAGUUGGUGUGCACUAAAAGUAAUGCCAUCUACUCACAGCACUGAUAGUUUUCUUUUGCCCAAACUUCAUCUUCUGGUAAACUUCUUUUUGCCUUUUUCUUUGUCCAUUCUACCAAUGUUUGCAAACCCCCAUGACACAGGCGCCAUAAUAAUCAUAAUCAUUAAUAAUACAAGAUAAAUCCUAUACUCUCUCUAAAGAUCAGUCUUAUAAGCACUGGUAACUUGGGCCUUGCACAGCAGAAAUGUUUUUUUUUUUUUUUUAUAUUCUAUUAUGGACCAUCUGCUGCUGCUGUUCCAGCAAACAAAGAGACUAUUACAUUGAGGCCAAAUUCUAACAAAAGCCUGUGCAGACUGAAUUGGACUAGGCAUGGCAUGAUCUUCGAAUGUUCAUGUAAGAUGUGUUGCUGGUGGAAAUGGCAGUGCUAAACAAUACUAAAAUGUUCUCUACUUCGAAUACCUACAACAAUAAGAUAUAGGAACCAGUAUUUUAGAUAACAAAUUCCCUGCAACAUGGCUUAUGCUCUCUCACAUGUUUAAUAGAAUAUGGUGAUGGUUUUAAUUAAAGGGAUUUGUGUUUUUGUUUUUUUUACUUUAAAUGUGACUAUUAUGAAUACACCUGAUGUAUAUAUUUUUAUUCUUUUUGACAAGGGUGUGUGUUUUGUAAUUCCCUUUUUUUUUUUAUAAAUAAUUGUGUUUAACCAACGUAUUUAGUGUCCCUUGUGCGCGGUUUAAUAAAUCAUGCUGUAGCUGGCAGACCCCUCUCACACCUGGGUAUGAUGUUCGUCAGGAGUGUCUCAUUCUGAUCAAUGGGGAAUGAUUUAAUUCUAGAAUUCUCUCCAUCAUGGGUUUAUGGGACAGAUGCUCUAUCCACUUGUUACAUAAAAUGAUUGGAACUGUAUUUAAAAUUGAUGGCAGCUAUCCCUUUUAUACAGCCUAGUUUGUUGUGGACCAUGCAUGCUCCUGGAAGAAGCAAACCUUCUCUAGUAUGUGUAGUGUGUUAUGCACAAUAUGGACUGGGUUCUGACCAGCAGUAAUAGUGCUUAUGGUGCUUUGACUCGCCUUGUAAAGGGACAGUCUAAACCCCAAAAUAACCUAAUGUUAAAAUGAUCUUGCCCUCUUGCAGAGGUGCAAAUGAAAACAUUGUUUCUAGAACUCUUCAGAUUUUGCCAUUUCCACACAUCUUACGGCUGUGGAAUAGUUACGUGGGGCUUCCAACAGAAUGUUAAGUAAAUCUUUUAGUAGGUCUGCAAAGCUUGCUGCUAAGUGUGCAUUCAUUACUUCUCAUAGAGAUGAACCACACUGGCAGAUGGUGGCAUUUGCUGUACAUGCACUGUUUCCAUGCUUAUCUAUGAGCAGCAUAUUAUUGGACAAGUCUUGUUGCAGUGAGUCUAUUGUGGCAAAUCCACCGCCUUUAAUCCCUUAAGGACCAAACUUCUGGAAUAAAAGGGAAUCAUGACAUGUCACACAUGUCAUGUGUCCUUAAGGGGUUAAACAGUAUUGCCUUUUCCCACACAGUUAAGUUUUGUUGUGUAACUAUUUGCAGAGUUUGAAUGUGGCAGCAGUCAGUAGCCUACACCCAUAGAUAACUAGUAUCUGGUUUUCUCUCGCCUACAAAUCCCAAAAAGCCUGCCUGCACUUUGUAUAGGCCGAUUUUGUAGAAUUGUGUGCCGCUUCAAUCUGCUUUCUACUUAUGAAAGUUGCUUGUAUGUGCAUUAAUGUGUGAUGGUAUCUCUCAAAACCAAAUGGAACCAUCAGUAAAGCUAAUACCAGCCAAGUGAAGCUGAUAUAACCCCAGGCAACAAUGCUUUAAUGUGUCCUUGCACUGCGUGGUUGUGUUGUGUUGUUUUUUUUUUGUUUUUGUUUUUUUUUUUGGAUUCUGAAUUUGCUGUAUUACUUACCCUUUCAGUGCCAGGGCAUCAUUCAAAAUAUAGAAGCCCUUUGAGACCUGGACACUUUGAGCAAUUUAAAAAAAAUGUUUUUUAAUAUUUAUUGGAAGAAGAAAAAAAAAACCUGAAACAAUCCCAAAAUAAACUGUUAUACCAUGUAGCCGUUCGAUACAUACCUGGAUUUAUUGUGCCAAACAAAGGGAGACUGUACACAAAUGCUUAGAGUUCCAUUUCGUUAUGUGAAAUGUGUCCAAGAAAACAUGACAGAUUAACAAUCAUUGACCACAGUUUGUCAGAUAUGGCAAUGCUUUCUCUAUACAUGUGAAUUUUCAGUGCCCAUCUCUGUGAUAUCGACACUUAAAAAUGUGUACCAUGUAAUCUAACUGUAUUAUGCAGAUUUGAAGCAAAACUAGCAAGGUGGUGGGGUGGGUGUUUAUCUCGUAUGAAAAGGCUUUGGCAGAAUUACUUAAAUGUUUUGUAUGGUUGUCCAUUACUUCCUGGUUUCCUGCUCUUUCACUGACAUUUCCUGCAGACUUCAUCAUACAUGGCACUUUCACACUCCGGCUCCACACCCGUAGUACUUAACACCGUACUUGCACACCCCAAUAUAUUUAUCUAUGUCAGGAAAAUAUCCAACGUAAAGCCACAUUUUCAGAGAACAGAGAAUGGGAAACCAUAUUUUGUAUAACUAGAAACUAAAGUACAGUGAUACUAUUGUGGGCUGUAUACUGAUAGCUAUUUGCUUCUGCUUAUUAAGAUCUAAAAUUAGGAGUUACACAUUUUAUGUGACAGUAAAACCACCUCUGUCAUAUAUGCUGAAGUUAUUCACCAUGUCCAGCUUCCUAUAUAUCUUAGAUUCUCAUGAAGCCUGGUGUUAAUGGGGUAGGAAACAGAAGUGGCUUCUAGGAGACUUUGAGAUGGUCUAAUCUAAUAUCUGCAUCUGUGCAUAAUGUUUUAAAGGAACAUUCUUAAAAGAAGGAGGCAUGUAUGUAAUAAAAAAAUGUUAACAUCGUGUAGUAUAGGAAGACUGUACUCCUGUAAAGUCAUCAAGCUUGUUGACUUUUGGCCGAUGAAAUGUUUCCCACCAAAAAGCAUUUUGGACAUGCGAGACAAUUGCAGAUAUUCACCAGACAAAAGCCUUGAAUCCAUACCUUGCAUGCUGACGUACAGAUGUUAAAUGAAAUCUGUCUUAAUCAGAACACUCUUUGGGGUUCUGAGUGCCCUUAAGGAUUACAAUAAGAAAAGUGUGCCGGCACUGGUGUUCUGUGUGGGUCAUUUCUUUAAAAAAAAUCCAUGGCAGGUUCUAUUAAGAUAAAGUGACCUUGAGCUCGGACGGUCUAUUUAAAGAUGGGAUCUUAAACUAUUUACCUGAGGUCCAUUGGCCACAACAUCUUCUCACUGCUUGACCCCUCACAGAGAUCCAAGUAGCGACAUACGCACAUUGGCUAGUGCACACUAGACCCUCUGAGUCUUGUUACGAUAAAGUGCUCUUGGCCGUGCUACCUUAGCUUGAAGGCGGACAGUAGCUCAAUUCCUAGACUGUAUGGUUUGACACCAGACAAUCUGUUAACGUCAUAGCUAGCAGCAUCCCUCUCAUGACAAGGGUUACAAGAAGGCUGUUAGUGGUCCACACAUGGCAGUUAGGUUGGUAGUUUGAGACCCCCCGCAUUAAAUGGACACUACAGGAGUCGAUCAUAGCUCUUCAACUUUAUGGUUAACUGCAUGUCUUGCAGACUUAUUUUGGAAAAAGUAAAAGUGCCUAUUUCAAGAGAAAUAUUCCUUUUUUUUUUUUAAAUCAUUUAAACUGGGUUUUGCAUUGCAUGUGAAAGUUAGUUCAGCUAUAUUGGUGGGAAUGGCAAGAUGUGGCAGUGGGAACUUUUGUUGAAAAAAAAAAGCAGAAUGGAACUAAAGUAUUUGAGGUAAAGUAGUCUCCAGUUCAGAUCACAAAGUGGUUCCUGCUCAGAUGAAACACAUUAUUUUGAUGUGUUCUGAGCAGGGACUACUUUGUAUGUCUUGUCGAAUAUACCUAUUCUAUAAUUAAGUACUGCAAAUAAUGUUGGCGCUAUAUAAAUCCUGUGAGACCUGCAGUUGUGAUAUCGACACUUAAAAAUGUAUAUACUUGCAUGAUUUCACACUGCCCAGAUGGACAUUGUUAAAUAAAUGUGCAUAAUGCACUUUGGAAAUACAUUUUAGAAUCCUUACUGAACUUAAACUCAUUAACACUUUUUAAAGUGUAAUUUCUGAAAUGUAUCUAAGAAUUGUCUUGGCAUAAUUGGUGCCUUUUACAUUUGGCUAGUUUGGUUUUCAUGAUGUGUUCUAUAGCCACCGCUCCCUCCCAAAUCCACUUACCUCUUUUUGACAUUCUAAUAAGGCUGUUUGGUUAAGACAUUAUUAAGCAUAUAUUUUAAUGUAAGGUUUUGUUUAUUCCAUUGUUUUUGAACAAUGUUAAUUUUGACUGUAUUUGUUUAAUUAUAUCUAACACAAACUGCCAAAAUUGGCAUUCAGUGUGGUGCCGGUUAUUAACGUUGCUCUAAAGUGGAACACACAUAAAAAAGCAAAACCUUACAUUUAAAUGUAUUUGUUUUAAUAAUAAUUUUUCUAAUAAUUUGAAGGUUUUGUCUGGCAUUACUUUGGAACCAUGUUAAUAACGCAACACAUUUGAUGUUAAUUUUGCUGAAGUUGUGCAAUGGAGUUCAACAACCGAACAUUAGAUGCUGCUUGGGGCAAUCUUCGCUAAGCCACUAUCUAAAGUGGGCAAAAUGUCCUCUUUAUCUGGGUGGGAGACUAAUUCUACACGUGAAGUGUGUGUGUUUUCGGAAAACUGCCAAUUUUUACAUUCUUAAAUCUCACUAGUGUUUGGUUGCGUACAGCGCAGUAAAUGUGACAGUGCUUAUUGGUAAGAGAGAACAAGGAACUGCCUCUUCCCAGAGAAGUAGCCAUUCCUCUUUAAGUGGUGCAUAUGAGAAUUUUUGUCAAACCUUUGGAGUAACUGCAUCUCAAUUUUAGAGAACAAUAGUCUAUAUGGUAAUGAUGCUCCCUAUUGUCUCUUCCUGGUGUGGGAGUGGUCUGCCUGUAGCUGCAGACACGCUCUUUAAACAGUGCAUCCAACAGAUCUUUGAGGUGAAAAUUAGUUUUGUGUAUGUGAAAACAUAAUUCUAUAUUGUAACAGCAAAAAUACAAGCGAAUGCAUAGAGUAAAACAUAAUCCUCUGAAGACUGUGUGUGCCAUUUUUAUAGUGUCCUGGACUGUGGGGACUGCCAACAAAGUGUACUGAUGGUUACAUUUACUACAUGUAACUGACAGUUUUAUCUCUCAUUGUAUAUUGUUACACAACAGCACUCUAUAUAAAUUGUUGGGGUGGGGCAAACUAGACAUGCAAUGUGUAAUACCAAUGCUAUUCAGAUAUUUAGAAAGGAUGCAUCUUUAAAGGGGGGAUGGAGUGUUUGUGAUGUUGUUUUUGUUUGUUUUUUCACUUUCUCAUUCUAAAGGUUUCCAAAUUUCAGGUGGAAUAUCGGGAAAUGGAUGAAAGUCUUGCAAAUCUUUCUGAAGACGAAUAUUACUCAGAAGAAGAGCGAAAUGCAAAAGCAGAGCGAGAGAAAAAAGUGCCACCACCUCCUCCACAAGCCGUCCCUGAGGAAGAGAUUGACAGUGAGCCGGAAGAGCCCUCUGGUGGGUUACCUGCCUUAAACCUGCUUUUAAAAAAAAAUUUAAUGUAACUGUUGCAUACUAAUGAUUAUAUCAUUUUUAAUUAUUAAUAUAACUUAUGUAGUUUUUUUUUUUUUUUUAUUCCACCCUCUACUAGGUGUUGAGGGUGCCGCUUUCCAGAGCAGACUUCCCCAUGAUAGAAUGACUUCCCAAGAAGCAGCUUGCUUUCCAGACAUUAUCAGUGGCCCCCAGCCAACCCAGAAGGUUUUCCUUUACAUCCGAAACCGCACUGUAAGUACAAUAGCUUUUCAUUCUGUCUGUACAACAUGCAUUAAAUGCCCAAUCUAUACUGUAUCUCCUAUUAAAGGACAACUCUCAUUUCAACACUUUAAUCAUUCUUUCAUCAAGUUUUGAGGAAACCGAUUCUGCGUUAAAUUAAGUUUAUUUAAGGAAAUGAGAAAUGCUCAUCCCUACUUUAGUAUAUAGUAUUUUAGUAUCUAGUUUAGUAAAGUAAAACCUCUAUAUAGUCUCUAUUGUCUCACUGCUUCACUCCCUUCACAGUGCACUGACAUUAUCAGAUCAACUAACUGUUGAUUCAAACACUGUUUGACCCAAGGUGCAUGCACAUGGCUGAAAGAUCCUGUCAUUUACUAAAGGUAGGGAUGAGUCCCCACAUAUAUUUCAUUUAACUAAGAAUCCAUUUCAGAUUUUGAUAAAUGAAUCAUUAUAUUAAAAUUAAUAAAUACAUUAUUUUAAAUAGUUCUAUGUGUGCUAGGAGGCUAUGGAUGUAAUCUCUCUAUUUUGUCAAAUUGUGCUAGUGCUUUGCUAGAAAGAGAGGUUCCCCAGUGCAGCUUCAUUAUUCAUUCAAGUGUCUUUGGGGUCCUUCUAAAAGGUUUGGCUAACUUGUGCCAUCGCAGAGAGCGAAUCAUAUCCAGUCCAUAUCACACUGAUCCCACCCACCUGUUCAGUCCAGAUCUGAAAUCCUGGCCAGUUGGCUCUGCUGAAGUGGUACAGCAAUCGUUUCAACCUACAAUGUGGCGUCUGGAGCUCACAGUGCCUAGAUGCCAAUCAUCUACACGACUGAUGAAGCUUAAAGUAGGCCAAAACAAUUGUAUGGGGUUGCUGGAUCUCUAAUGAAAGCCUACCAGCCUUUCGUAUAUGGAUUGCCCUUGUUGGUGGGAUUUGUCUCAUAUGCCAAAGGCUAAAGAACUCUCUUUAAUGGCACAUGUGCACGAAUGCCUCAUUUGAGACCUGAGCUGGCACUAAAUGAAGGACAAGUAAUUUAUUUUAUUUUUUUUAACAACAAAUGUAUAUUUUUCUUAAUAGUUGCAGUUGUGGUUGGAUAACCCAAAAGUUCAGUUGACAUUUGAGGCAACGCUUCAGCAAUUAGAAGCUCCUUAUAAUAGUAAGUGAUGUAUUUUGCAUUUUCUCUCUCACUAGCUCAUAUGGGAUUUAUUUAUAAAAUAUUUUACCAGAGAGGAUACAUUGAGAUGUUGCACAUUUCUAAUUGAGGUAAAAAAAGAAACCUAGAGUAACAGCUAAAGGCACACUAUAGGCACCCACACCACUUCAUGUCAUUGAAGUGGUCUGAGUGCAGUGUCCCAUGUACCUUAACCCUGCAGUGUAAAACAUUGCAUUCUUGGAGGAACUGCAAUGUUAACAUUUUAGUGUUCAGACUGCCUCUUGUGGCUGUCUAUCAUGAAACGAUGUCCUCACACUUUGCAGGAGGACGUACAGCGUCUUGCAAGUCCCCAUAAGAAAGCGGUUCUGUAUGGGAAAACUUGUCCAAAAUUCCUCCUGAGAGUUGAGCAGGUCUACUCCGCUGCUUCUGGAUUAAAUAGCUAGUUGAUCAUCCAAGUGUUCACUUGCUUUUUCAAAGUUUCUUGGGAUAUGUUCAAAAAAGAUUACAAUUGUACAAUUCUAAUUUCUGUUGGGUCUAUACUGGUGACUUUGACAAUUAAAUUACAUUUUAUGACCAAUUAAUUAGGAAAAUUAUUAUUAAAGGGCCACUAUAGGCACCCAGACCACUUCAGCUUAAGCCAGGUCCAUCUAGGGUUAAUACUGCCUCUAAUGGCUGUCUCACUGACAGCCGCUAGAGGCGCUUCCGUGCUUCUCACUGUGAUUUUCACAGUGAGAAGACGCCAGCAUCCAUAGGAAAGCAUUGAGAAUGCUUUCCUAUGGACGGAUUGACUGAGCACGCGUCACUUGCCGCGCAUGCGCAUUCAGCCAAUAACGUCGGAAAAGAAGGCGUCCCCGGCGCUGGAGAAAGGUAAGUGUUUAACCCCUUCCUCUCCCUAGAGCCCGGCGGGAGUGGGACCCUGAGGGUGGGGGGAACCUAUUAACACUAUAGUGCCAGGAAAAAGUUUGUUUUCCUGGCACUAUAGUGGUCCUUAAAAAAAACAAAAAAAAAACAGUUUGUGAGUGUAAUGAAAGUGUUUUUGGUUUUACUUAUAGACCUUCCUUUUUGUAGGUGAUUCUGUGCUGGUUCACAGAAUACAUUGCUACCUUGAACGGCACGGUUUAAUAAACUUUGGAGUCUACAAAAGGUUGAAACCCUUACCAAGUAAGUUUAGAAUCUUGUGUGUGUGUGGUUAUAAUGUGUAUAUAUCUUUAAUUAUAAAUGAACAUGGUAAGAUGCUUGCAUUGUUCGAAAAAAAACAAAUAGCUAAUAUGUGCAAUUGUUUACAUUAUUUAUUUUUAGCCAAGAAAACUGGGAAAGUGAUAAUUAUUGGUUCUGGGGUGUCUGGUUUGGCUGCUGCCCGACAGCUACAAAGUUUUGGCAUGGAUGUUACCCUCUUGGAGGCCAGAGUAAGUUAAUUUUAAAUUUAAUGUAUUUUUAAUCUAUAUAGUAGGUUAGUGUACAAAUGUACUCCCACACAGACUGUAUAUAUUUUCUCUUUUUAAGGUCUGUCUGUUUUUGUUUAAAAUAGGAUCGUGUGGGGGGAAGAGUUGCUACUUUCCGUAAAGGAAAUUAUGUGGCAGAUUUAGGCGCUAUGGUGGUUACUGGACUUGGUAAGUACAAUAUGCAUAUUUUGAAUUAAUAUUCUUGAAACAAAGCCUUUUGCAGCAUUGUAUGAUAUUGCCAUUUCAAAUAAUGAGUGAUCCUCUUUUGUUGCUGUCAGUAACUCUGAACUUGUAGCAGGAAGUGUUUGUUUUUUCGUUUUUGUGUGGUGUUUUUUGUUUUUUUGCAAUAAACAGUGUGUGUUAACUAAACUUUGAUUUUGCCAUCUGUUUUAAGGAAUUUAGACCAAGCCCUGAAUGCAUAUACAUAUCAAUUUUAUAAAAGUCUAAGCAAGUAGAGAAUAGCUGCCCUUUGAUAAGCAUUUGCAAGUACAAAAGAAUACUUUGUAAUACAAGUUAACUGAACAGAUCCAUCCAACUUGAUAUAGAAAAUGGCUACAUAUGCUACAUUGUAUAGGAGCAACCAAUCUGCUGGGAACACAAUAGUCAGUCCGUGAAGACAAAAAAAUAUUGGCACAUAAUUCCACCUGAUUUAAAAUCACCUAAAGAAUAAUGUGCUAAAAUCUCUAUUGACAGAAUAGAAUUGAUCUAAUCCUUGUUAAAACGAAGGGGCAAUUUUGUUCUCCGUUCAAGAUACAAAAUACCUUCCGUUUACUACACUACUGUACUCUAAUAACAGAGCAAGAGACAAGACUAAACACUGUGCAAAAAGGAAGUUUAAAAUUGGGUAUCUGUUUGACGGAAGUAUGUACAGAGGCUGUGCAAGUCACAGCCAGGAAAGGGUGUGGCUACAGCUGCAUACACAGUGUUUUAACUCUAAAGUUGCUCAUAAUUGAGCAGUGAGCCUGCAGUGGGUAUACCACAAAAUCAGUCUUUUUGAUCAAUUACGCAAAGUCUAGGUAAAACUUUAAUUUUGCUUUUUGUUUUAUUGCAUGUUUGGUUUAGCCUUCCCCCCUCCCCCCCUUUAAAAUGAGUUGUGUUAAAGUAGCUUGGUCACCUCCAACUUGCCUUUCUCCUGUUCUUUCCUCUUUCAGAAACUUUUUUUUCUUUUCUUCAUUUCUGUUCGAUUUCUCUAUUAAAAAUAAAGACAAAGUAGGGGCUACUUUGUUUUAUGUAUUUUUCCUACAUGUGGCAAUCUUGACAAAAGUUGCAGCUUUGGGAAGCUAUACUUUUCUUUGUCAGUCUAACAAAGGGUGCAGCUCCACCUUUUGCCAAGAUUGCCAAGUGUAGGAAAAAUCCAUAAGACAAAACAGUUCCUACUUUGUCUAAUGUUUUAAAGAGAACUCGAUCAGAAAAAAACAGGUUCUAAAAGAGGAGAGUAAACAAUAGUAGACCGGUAAGUUUAAGGUGACCAAUCCACUUUAAAGAUCAAGAAUGAUUCCAAAUUUUACUGAUAAAAUGUUUCUAAUUUUGUAUUUAGGUGGUAAUCCAAUGGCUGUAAUAAGUAAACAAGUGAAUAUGGAGCUUGCGAAAAUUAAACAAAAAUGCCCACUUUAUGAAGCUAAUGGACAAGCUGUAAGUUUAUAUUAAGACAAGCUUAUCUGAUAGUGUUUUCACUUCACUGGGACUUCUAAUGAACCUUUGAGCUUCUAAAAAGCCCACCGUGUGUAACACAAAAUUCGAAAUCUUGUGUUUAGAUCAUUAUACUGUGGAUAGAAUAAGGAAUGGAGUCAAUACGGAUAUAUAAUAUUUGAAACCUAGUUUUGAGUUAAAGGUAAAUCCAUUAAUUACAGCACUAGAAAUCACCCAUGACUUGACUUUUUUCUUUUACAUUUUGCAAAUUACCUAACAGUUUAGUUCGGAUGUAGUCGAUACACACAAGUGAAGAGAAGAAACAAACUUGGAAGUUAUGUGUAAUUGUUGCAUUUGCUUUUACAUUUUUGCCACUUUUUUGGUUAUUCCUUUUUCAGACUCCUUUUGUUAAAGGACCACUCUAGGCACCCAGACCACUUCAGCUUAAUGAAGUGGUCUGGGUGCCAGGUACCUCUAGGAUUAACCCUUUUUUUUUUUUUUCUAAACCUAGCAGUUUCAGAGAAACUGUUAUGUUUAUACUGAGGGUUAAUCCAGCCUCCAGAGCCUCUAGUGGCUGUCUCAUUGACAGCCGUUAGAGGCGCUUGCGUGCUUCUCACUGUGAAAAUCACAGUGAGAGCACACAAGCGUCCAUAGGAAAGCAUUGUAAAUGCUUUCCUAUGCGACCGGCUGAAUGCGCGCGCGGCUCCUGCCGCGCAUGCGCAUUCAUCCAAUGACGUCGCGAGCAAUGAGGAGAGGAGGAGUACAGCUCCCCGCCCGGCGCUGGAGAAAGGUAAGUUUUUAACCCCUUCCUCUCUCCAGAGCCCGGCGGGAGGGUGUCCUGAGGGUGGGGGCACCCUCAGGGCACUAUAGUGCCAGGAAAACGAGUAUGUUUUCCUGGCACUAUAGUGGUCCUUUAACUCUGCUAUUGAUUCAUAAAUAAAAAAUAAAGUUACUAGGGAAAAAUACACAUUUCCAAUCUGAAAGUAAUUUUUUAACAAAUAGGAAACUAAUGAAAAAGGCACACUAUUGCACUUAAUAAAAAAAAUAAAAAUCCUGAAAUGUAACAAUUACCUUCAACUCUUUCUCAUCAGGCUGUGCUGAUUUAGCGGAUUUUAGCCCCCACUUGCUUUUCAAUUUUUAAUCAGUCUAAUUGCAUCUUGGAUAGGUUCUCUGAAGUCUCCAUUUAAUGUGUUCCUAUAUUUUACAACGAUGUUUGUGGGUCUUUCCGUCUCUUGUGUCCCAAUUGCUACCACUUUUUUUCACGAUGGCAGGGGGCUUAAAUUUUAUAUUUCUGUUCAAUUUGGAGUUUCAGGUGCCGAAAGAGAAGGACGAGAUGGUUGAACAAGAGUUCAACAGACUUUUGGAAGCUACGUCCUACCUCAGUCAUCAAUUAGAUUUCAAUAUCCUUAAUAAUAAACCUGUGUCGCUUGGACAGGCUUUGGAGGUUGUUAUACAGUAAGUGUCUUAUUUUUGCAUUUUGUCAUUAUUUCUCUGGAAAUUUGCAUUCAUGUGGGAAUUUAAAGUUCCAUUACUAUAUUGAUAAAGCGUGUACAAGAAAGGAAAUGGCAGUGGGUUUUUUUUUUUAAUGCAAUUCUUUAUAUUAAAAAAGCAUUGUAUCAGGAAUGUUUAGGAAAGUAAUUAAAAUGGAGAAAAAUAAUCCAUACCUUUCAGUAUAUGACCACAUCAUUCAGCCACAUACAUACACCUUGGGUCAGUUAGUUGGUCUGAUGUCACGAACUGUGGAGGGAAUGAAACCAGAAAGACUAUAUAGAGGUUUUCAAACACUGUCUGACCCAAGGUUCAUGCAUAUCGCUAAAGGAUCAUGUCUCAUUUCUUUACAUAUACUUCAUUUAACAAUUAAUCUUUCCUCACAAAACGUGAUGAAAGGUUCAUUAUAUUAAAAAGAUAUUGUUGGAAUUGAGCAGGACGGUGAGAGCAAUGGUAGCAUCCCACUAUCUGCCUACUGCUCCACUCCCACAAUACCCUAUAUUGCCAGUGCCACAACUUAUCCUACCAAACCUCCCAAAACACAUUCUCAUUUUCCUUCAUGAGCCUAACCUAGCCACUUUUACCCCCAGCUCCCAUAAUGCUGCCCUUUCCACUUUCAACAACCACUUUCCUGCCCAUUCCAUGCCUCCCGAACUCACACGAUCCACUACUCUAAGACACUGCACUACUCGCACUAUCUCAAUCACCUUUCUUACCACUGUAUAUUCCUCCUUGUGUGUUGCCCCCAUUAUCCAUCUACACCACUAAACACGUUUGACAUUGCCAAGGAUACAAGAAAUGCACCCCUUCAAGCAAACAAUGCCUGUGAUUUGUUAAACCGGUAAUUGUAGAAGAAUAUACCAGGGAAUAUGUAUAUGGCCGUUUAUUUUUUGUUCUUACGAUCUCCAUUAAUUAAAAACAAAAAAGUUGAAAAAAAAUCUUUUUUUUUUUUUAGGCUGCAGGAAAAACACGUGAAAGACGAACAAAUUGAACACUGGAAAAAAAUUGUGAAAACUCAGGAAGAAUUGAAAGAGUUGUUGAAUAAGGUAUGGUCCUACAUGUUGAUUACACAGAUCAGGGACUUAAUGGGAGGGGGAGAGCUUGGCUUGAUCACCAUUUAUACCUGAUGAUUUUAUAAGCCUACUUUGGAAGCUGUUUAAUGGAGCAUUCUCACUCCAUAACAACCUUGUAUCAACUAGUAAAUAAGUGUACUAUUUCAUACAGUGGAUUGCCACUGAUAGGCUGAGAACAUCCCCUAAGGCAAACGCAGGGCCAGAGCAAGUACGCCUGCCACCAUAGGCACAGAUCCAUUGUGCUGCCCACUCGUGAGUUUCAUUGUGCCAAAUGUUUAUUCCCUAAACUCCAAAAGGAAACAUUUUUAAAUGUUCCUGAGGUUAUUGAAAUACAUUUUUAAAUAAAAAUGAAUGUUGGUGAAUGCAGUCUUUCUAUUUUUACACUUAACAGAUGGUUAACCUGAAGGAGAAGAUAAAAGAACUGCAUCAGCAGUACAAGGAGGCGUCUGAGGUGAAACCACCAAGAGACAUAACUGCUGAGUUUUUGGUUAAAAGCAAACACCGGGACCUGACUACCCUUUGUAAGGUAUGAGCACAAUAUGUGAAGGAGCACGGCUAUAUCUUGGCUUUCUGUACUGCACAUUGGUAAUUUACAGGGUUUUUUUUUCGUUUGUCUUUUAGGAGUAUGAUCAGUUGUCAGAGAUUCAGGUAAAGCUGGAGGAGAAAUUGCAAGAACUUGAAGCCAACCCGCCAAGGUAAUUUGUAAUUUAGCAUAUAUACUGUCAUAUGUAGGAUUUGUUAUUUUACAUGUGUAGUUCCUGUCUCUGCCCCCUGAUAUUGGUUUCAUAAUAAUGUCCUAAUAUUACAAAGCAAAUAUUAAGAGCAUAUUUGUGUGAGCCCAUUGUAAAUUUUACACUGACUGCUACACUGGAGUCCUAUGUUAAAGGAGUGUUCUUAUAUUUGUGGGGGAAAACUCCAGAAUUACAACUUAAGUACUGACACUCAUGUAGACACUCUAUUAAAUGUACAAACUUGUAAUGCUGUUGCCUUAAUAACAUAUUUUUUUAUUUUUUUUUUAUUUAAAUAUACAGUGAUGUGUACUUAUCCUCGAGGGACAGACAAAUUCUAGAUUGGCAUUUUGCAAACUUGGAAUUUGCUAAUGCAACACCAUUAUCUACUCUGUCUUUAAAGCACUGGGACCAGGUAAUUAUAUUUACAUCUAAUAUUGACCUUUGCUCUAUUAACUAUGUUUAACCCCUUAAGGACCAAACUUCUGGAAUAAAAUGGAAUCAUGACAUGUCACACAUGUCAUGUGUCCUUAAGGGGUUAAAGGACACUGCACUUUUAACAGCAAAUGCCACACGGAGUACCUCCCUGACAGGCUCUUAGUCUGAGCUGCGGUUAUAAGAUCAGGGGACCAGUUGUAGUGAUAGAAUUGCAUCAGAGUACUGAGCUGUGUAUCACAGAAACACCCUGUUGAACUCUUAGUUUUUUGUAGGUUUGUUGCUUAUACUUACCCUAUAUGCCCAGAAUUUCAACUCUGGGGAAAAUAGUGGGGCAAUUGCCCUUCAAGUUUAGAAUUUAACCAGAUGGGGGGAAAAAAUGGUUUGACAUGAAACACUGCUUCUUUUGUGAAUAACUUUUUUUUAAAGGAGUUGUGAACAAUUUCCCCCCCCCACCUACAGGAUGAUGACUUUGAAUUCACUGGUAGCCAUUUAACAGUCCGUAAUGGUUACUCCUGUGUGCCUGUUGCUCUUGCAGAAGGUUUAGACAUCAAACUGAACACUGCUGUUCGUCAAGUGCGCUACACAGCUUCUGGUAUGUCAAUAUUGUUUGCAGAUAUGAUUUAGUGAAUCUCUGUGGUCUUCCUGCUGUAACAUGGUGACUUUUUUUUAAUCUUAAAACAGGAUGUUUCCCCACACUAGCAGUGGGAGUCUGAAAUACCUCUAACAAGGUUCAGAAGGGGACGCAUACUAUUCGCUAAAAUGUGAUUUGUUUAAAAUGGCAGAAUGAAAAGUAAAAUUUCAGCCUGAAAUUGAGCAGUAAAAUUACAGCUCACGGCUUGAGUUCCCCCUACUUAUUGGUCCUAAAGUUUGAAAUUCACUGACUUGGACUUUCCAACAAGUCAUAUUAUGACCAACCCAGCUUGUGUACAGAUAAACUUUAUACAUUUUUGUAAUGAGCAGAUGCUUUUGUGUAUGUGACUGACACAAAGCUGUAAGUAUUUAACAGUUACUUUAAAAGGUAUGCUAUAAUUGCCACAGCUUGCAGUAGUGGUAAUGGUGCUAGCAUGUACUUAGUGUUUGUCGUCAGUUCUGUCAAGCCAUUUUCUAGUAGUUUGCCACAGAGGGUCCCACGUGUCCAAAUCCAUUGCUUACUAAAACAAACAUACCAUUUUCACAUUGGUAAUGCCAAUUUUGUUUGCAGUUGAUGCAAUAAGCCAUGGGUUAUUCAAUCUUUUGGCACUUAAAAUGUUGAGGGACCACAUCUCCCAUAAUGCUGGUAGAGCAUCAGAUGAGAUGUAGGCCACAACAUAUGGAGUGCCAAAGGUUUGCCUACCCCUGCACUAAGCCAAUUAAUGCAUCCGAAUGUGAUUGGAUUUGAUAUUGCUAAGUGCAGAAGUGUAACUUUGGCAAUGGGAAUAUAUCUUGCAUGUGGGGCUUGGCCAUGGGCUGCUGGGGAACCUUGAGUUUUUGUCAUCGGUCUGACCCAAAACAGAGGACAGCACCAGGGACAUGCCAAAACCAUAACCACUGCCACUUAGAGUGCCAGUUUAAAUUGAUUUAUUAUGUUGGUGAAGUAUCUUUUUUAAAGGCCUCACACAUUGCACAUUAUUACUCAGUAGAAAUUUUAUAUUCCAAUUCUGUUCCUGCAGGUUGUGAAGUAAUCGCUGUGAAUACUCGCUCUACCAGUCAGACUUUCAUUUAUAAAUGUGAUGCUGUUCUCUGUACUCUCCCUCUGGGUGUACUAAAGCAACAGCCACCUGCUGUACAGUUUGUCCCUCCAUUGCCAGAGUGGAAGACCUCUGCAGUUCAAAGAAUGGGCUUUGGUAACUUAAACAAGGUAAUGGUAGCUGCCGACUUACAUGUUGAUACAUAUAUUUUUUUAAUAAAAUUACUUUUAAGAUGCUAACAAACAUCUUUUUUUCUUAGGUGGUACUUUGUUUUGACAGAGUAUUUUGGGAUCCAACCGUGAAUCUCUUUGGGCAUGUUGGUAGCACCACAGCUAGCAGAGGGGAGCUUUUCCUUUUUUGGAAUCUCUAUAAAGGUGUGUAAGAUUUUUAUUUUUACUGUCAGCAUCCUCAAGCUACUGUGGCAUUGCUGAGUGUGAAUUCCACUUGAUUUCUAGAUUUUAUGCCUGCUCCCCAUUACUCUUUAAUGGCAAGUGUAAGGAUGUGAUGCAUUUUCCAAAAUUAGUAUUGUCUAGAAGACAAAGUUCCUGUAACUUUUGAAUGCAAUGGAAUGUUGAAAACAUUCUCUAGUCUGUAUUUAUUUGUAUUAAUGAGAAACCUCUUUGUGGAAGUUACAGUACAAGCUUAAUGCAAUAAUGUGACUUAUUUAUUGUAAAAGACCACUAUAGUGCCAGGAAAACAUACUCGUUUUCCUGGCACUCUAGUGCCCUGAGGGUGCCCCCACCCUCAGGGACCGACUCCCGCCUGGCUCUGGAAGGGGGAAAGUAGUUAAAACUUACCUUUUUCCAGCGCUGGGCGGGGAGCUCUCUGCCUCCUCUCCUCCUCCGAUCCACCCCGUCGGCUGAAUGCGCACGCGCGGCAAGAGCAGCGCGCACAUUCAGCCGGUCGCAUAGGAAAGCAUUCAUAAUGCUUUUCUAUGGAUGCUUGCGUGCUCUCACUGUGAUUUUUCACAGUGAGAAGCACGCAAGCGCCUCUAGCGGCUGUCAAUGAGACAGCCACUAUAGGCUUUGGGGGAAGGCUUAACCCAUUGAUAAACAUAGCAGUUUCUCUGAAACUGCUAUGUUUAUAAAACAAUGGGUUAACCCUAGAAGGACCUGGCACCCAGACCACUUAAUUAAGCUGAAGUGGUCUGGGUGCCUAGAGUGGUCCUUUAAUGAUUUCAAACCAUUGGGAAUUGUUAUUGAAAUAAGGAAGACAUUGAAUGUGUGGAAUUAAAGAGAAGAAAACCAUUAAAAAAAAAAAAAAGCGCCAUAAAAGAGGGAUUAUUAGUAUCUGUAUUUCAUUUUGCUGUGUUUGAAAGUUUGUGUCUUUUAUUCUUUGUACCUCCUUGUGGCACGUGCAUGGUCUGGUACAGCUGCCUGUAAGCUAAAAGGAUGUUAAAAAGUGUGGAUUUAGGAAAUCCUGAAAAAAGGAUCUGUAAGAGCUUAAAGGAACUCUCAAAGCGCCAUAACCAUUACAGUACACUGUAGUAAUUAUGGAGCCAGGAGUGCCCUGACACACCUUACUGUAAAUAGUCAAACCAUUUUAGAAUGGGGUUCACUGGUGCCACUCUCUACUUUCACAAAUACCGACAGUAAGAAAUACCCAAAAAGGAGCUUCUUUUGGCCAUCCUGAACAAGGCAAUACAGAGCUAGCUCAGUGCCUGAGAGCAUUGGCUCUUCCUUCUCAGUUACUGAGCACUGUCUGGCUUAGGUUAGAAAGCUUCCUGCUCUCUCAUUUAAUUGAGGCAGGUAGUAGCACCAGCAGACUCCAGGUAAGCGGUCAGAUUUUUGUAAACCGUUGGAGUAUGCUGCGGCACUCCUGGCACCAUAACCACUGCUAUAUGCUGUACUGGUUAUGGUGUUUUGAUUGUUCCUAUAUGUUUUAUUGUACUAAAUGACAUGGAAACAAUGUGACACUUUUAUGUCCUUGCAAUUAUUUUCUUAAUAGCUCCAAUACUUCUGGCCUUGGUAGCUGGAGAAGCUGCAGGGAUCAUGGAAAAUAUCAGCGAUGACGUUAUAGUUGGACGCUGCUUGGCCAUCCUAAAAGGGAUAUUUGGCAGCGGUGCUGUUCCACAGGUAUUUAACCAGUCACCUAAUUUACCUUACCUGUGUUUAUUUAUAACUAAGUUUGUGUGUUACGGGCAUGUUGCCAAUUGGUUAAUGGUAGAUUAGUCUUUAAUUGUAUACAAUAUUACAUAUUGAACUGUGCAUGCUUUUGCACAAUACAUGUUACUGAAUUCAUAAAUGGAAACCAGAUGUACCUAACUCGUUUUAACAGGCAGAUCACGGUGUUUGUGUUUUUUUUUUUUUUGUUUUGUUUUUUAUAAAUCCCAUACUACGUCAUUGCAACUAUUCCCCUUUAUGAAGUGAUAAGGCACGGAUCACUUUUAUGCAAUCUAGGUACACUACUCUACGACAGAAUUGGAACAUACAUCUCCCAGUCUGCCUGGAAUUAGUGGGAGUUAACACUCCUGAGCAGCGACCACAUUUGACUUAGCUCCCAUUCUAUUAAUCUCAGAACUGGGACAUGUAUGAAAGGAAACACUAUAACUAUUAAAGUGGAUCUCUCUCUUUUGGGGGACUUAGCAUAUUUUGAAAAGACCUUCAAAGUUUACCUCUCCACAUGGGAUCCAGCGGCCUCAUGGAGUAUUGAAAAGUAGAUAUGCUUCAGUUGUCCUUAUUGCCACCAAUUCGAUGCUGAUUGAUUGCAGUAUUUUUCUGUGCAAUAGUCUCCCAAUGCUUUCCUGUGGGAAAGCAUUGGAUUGGCUGAGAUUAUCAAAUUUGAUGAUCCCAGCCAAGAAGGCGGAGCUAGCCACAAGACCAGUGUGGUGUGGAAAAAAUGUGAGUAAAAUAACUUUUUCUUAACUAGAGCCAACGGAGGUCAGGGACCUAAAAUGUGUUUUCAGAACUACAGUGUUCCUUUACGUAUAAAGCUACAUUGCACAGACUUUUUUUGGGGGGGGGAGGGCACAACAAUAUGUGCAUCAGAGCACUGUGAUAGCUGCUUUGAGGUUCUAAAUCAAAAGCUCCUGAAGAGCUGCUGUAGUCCAAGUUACGGAAUAAGAUAAGGAAACAUGGGAGUGUAAUUCAGUGUUUUUGUUUUGUUUUUUCAUAGUUAUGCAGAUUGCCCUGUUUGUCUCUGGUCAUUGUUUUCAUGGUUCAUUUCUUUCCUGUAGCCAAAAGAAACUGUUGUUAGUCGCUGGCGAGCUGACCCAUGGGCCCGUGGAUCUUAUUCAUAUGUAGCAGCUGGAUCUUCUGGGAAUGAUUAUGACUUGAUGGCUCAACCAAUCACUCCAGGGCCUGCUAUUCCUGGAGCACCACAGGUAAUGGCAAAGAAGAGUUGCAACUUUAUACUAACUAGGCAGUGUUACAUGUAAAAUAAAUAUAUAUAUUAUUUUUAUGGACUCUUAAUAUUGUAGCUUAAUCACUUGGUCAAAUCAUUUGAAGAUAAUCAUUGGUUGUAUUAAUGCAAAGCACUAGAAAAUAAUUUGUUGGCUGAAUCAUGUUGCCAAUGAAUCUUAUGUAUCAAGCAAAGUGCUACAAAUUUUUUUUUUUUUUUUUUAAUUCUUAAAAAUAUGUAAACUUGAAAUAUUUUUUUUAAAAGUACAGCAAUCACACAACCAAAUGCUCCUGCUUAUUGCUUGAUUUUUAGAACUUUGCCCCAGAAUUAGUGGACAGUUUUUGGUUUUAUUUAAAAAAAAAAAAAAAUUAUAUAGAUUUUAUUUAUGCAUUUAUUUUUUCACUUCCUCCAUUUAGCCAAUUCCACGACUGUUCUUUGCUGGCGAACACACAAUUCGAAACUAUCCAGCUACUGUUCAUGGAGCACUCCUGAGUGGAUUGAGAGAAGCUGGUCGUAUUGCGGACCAAUUCCUUGGUGUAAUCUAUAACCUACCUCGCCAGGGUACCCCUGGGGUGCCGCCUGCUGCUACGUUGUAGUUUCUGUACUGUGGAAUUACGAUUUAUGAAUUUUCAUUUGAAAAUGCCAUAUUUGCUGUGCAUUAAAUAUUCUGGCUGCUGGUCACCCUUACAAAAAAGCCCAUGACAGACUUACCAUCAAGAAGCAUUAACUUUGUUUUAUAGCAGACCAUGGCACCCUCAUGCAGUGGGACAUUGUUUAUUCACAUUAUUUGUUCUAGCACUAGCAUCAAAUUUUUUGCAUCAUGAAUUUUGCCUCCAAUGUUUCAAAUAAACAUUUUAUCUUGGCAUGAAUUAAUUGAUUCCCCCACACCCACUUUUUUAAUUACUGAUAUAGUUCAGUAGCUCAGUAAUUAAAUAUUGGAGUAUUGUGCAGUAUACAUUUUUAUUUAUUUUUUUCUUGCAUUUUGUUUAUUUGGUAUAGGAGAUUAUUUCCUUUUUAGUUAAAAUGCUGUAUUUUUAAUUCCCCUAUAAACCAGUGUUAGAUUCUGGAUAAUCCCAUGCUCAAUAUUAACAUGUCGUUGCCAAAUAAUUGCAUUUUUUUUUUCCUCUUAAAUGCAGAAACUUUUUUUUAUUUAAUUUUUUUUUUUUUUUUAGGUAUUCUCCUUUUUUACAUUUCCUAAUCUGGCUAAAAUACAAUAGUUUUUUUUUAUUUUUAAAACUAGGUAUCUUUAGCUAUGCUAAGUAUAAUAUUGUCUUAAGAACUGUACAGGAGUAAUUCACCACUGUAAAAGUGACUCUCCAGUGCAAUAUCCUGCCUUUUUUUUUUUGGUUUGUUUUCCUUCCCUCAUAGGGCGAGGUGUAGAUAAUUUACAUUCUUCUGUUUAAAGGGCCAGACCAUGAUGUAAUACCGUUAAGUAUACGGUGCUCCAGAAAAGCGGAUUGGCAGAAAACACAUUACAAGCAAUUCCAAAGUAUUUUUUAAUAGGCAAUGUUCUGGUACGUGGUAGGUGUUGAUGGAAUAGUGUUUUUGGUAUUGGCAGUGCAACCUGGACACCACCAGAGGAACCACAUUCUGGCCUGCAUGCUUUGGAUAACAUGGACCAAUUACAUUUCCCUUUUCUGGUGGAUGCCCCAGACAUUUCUUGUCAAACUGUCAUCAUAUUGUGAUUAAUGGAUGUGGAGGUUCUUUGUGACUUAUUUUUUAUGGGCUAAUAAAGUGUUCAUUUUUAUACAAUGCUAUAUUCUAUCCUGCAUUGUUGUGAGUGUGGUUUUUGUUUUUGCAAAGUAAACUUUUGGUAGCUCUAAAGACAGACCUUCCAAUAUCUGAUGCAUUAAAACAAAAAUAACUUAGACUUUUUCACAACAGUUUAGCACUUCAAAGUCUGUGAGAACACUUUCUAUACUGCAAAAUGUUUUAAACAGGUAAGUUGUUGUGACAAUUUUAGCUAUGACCAUUUUAGCUUUUAUUAAUGUGAAAGUGUAUCCUGGGCCUUAAAGGGACACUAUAGUCACCAGAGCAACUACAGCUUAUUGUAGUUGUUCUGGUGAGUAUAAUAGCUCCAUUCAGG